UAUGAAAUUGCUCGAGGAAUGGGGAUAGAGAGGAAUCCCAAGUUUGGGAAUUUGUGGACCCCAUCGACGAACAAAGAAUAACGCCAGCCAGCCGUAGGUUGCAAUAAAAGAUCUUCCGAAGUCCAAGCUUCAAAUUCACGAUCAUUGAAAAAGUGCUUUUGAGUACUGCGCCGCUUGAAGAGAUCAGAUCAGUGAAUAGGGAAGGAGAGGAGAGGAGAUGGGGGUAGUGAUAAUCGACGGAUCCACCGUGCGGCAGUUCGUGGAGGACGAGGAUAAGUUCACGAAGAGCGUCGACGAGCAGUUCGCCGCCCUCGACCUCAACGGCGACGGCGUGCUGUCGCGCCCCGAGCUUCGAAAGGCCUUCGAAUCCCUAAGGCUGAUAGAGACUCACUUCGGCGUGGACGUAGCCUCCCCUACCGAGGAGGAGCUGUCCAAGCUCUACAACUCCAUUUUCGAAAAGUUCGACUGCGAUCACAGCGGGAGCAUCGAUCUACAAGAGUUCAGGUCCGAGAUGAAGAAAAUUCUGCUGGCCAUCGCUGACGGCCUCGGAUCUUUUCCCGUUCAGAUGGUUCUCGAGGACGACGAUAAGAGCUUUCUCAAACAAGCUGCAGAUCUGGAGACUUCUAAGCUUUCUCAUUGAAUCUACGAUUCAUUCCUGAUUGUAUGUCCGUCCAUCCAUGGCGCCGGAGUCGACGCCCCUUUCCCAUGUUGUUGUUGUUGUUUUUUUUUUUUUUUUUUCUCAAAAUAAGAAAUAUAAAGUCUAUCGUGUGUUUUGCCACAUAUAAUAAAUAAAAAGUUCAUGAUUUUCUUU
Malania oleifera is the source of this 811-nucleotide messenger RNA. RefSeq lists its product as uncharacterized. NCBI's taxonomy places the organism in Eukaryota, Viridiplantae, Streptophyta, Magnoliopsida, Santalales, Ximeniaceae. The transcript has a single exon. The record is from RefSeq and is a predicted model, not a curated record. The coding region runs from base 218 to 640 and encodes 140 amino acids. Gene Ontology annotation, molecular function: calcium ion binding.